Molecule: messenger RNA, 1221 nt
Organism: Glarea lozoyensis ATCC 20868
Lineage: Eukaryota; Fungi; Ascomycota; Leotiomycetes; Helotiales; Helotiaceae
Exons: 2
Coding region: 1-1221 (406 amino acids)
Biological process (GO): mitochondrial translation
Cellular component (GO): mitochondrial small ribosomal subunit
Molecular function (GO): structural constituent of ribosome
Source: RefSeq, a predicted model, not a curated record
AUGCCGCCAUCAUUGGCAUGCUCAUCAUCGACGUUGUCAUGUGCGAAACAAUUAUGUAAAGCCACAGCAUCAUCAACAUCAUCACGAUCCUUUUCCACGACUCCUCGAACACAACAGAGAACCACGCGAGCUCGGAGAGCAUUGUACAGAUGGCUAGCCACAGUAGGGGAUAACUUCCGGAAUCCACUACCGGGCUCAACAAACUAUCUGGGAGCAUACAAUGCUCAGGGUAAAUUAAAGCGAGUUGUGGAAGCGGAAUACAAGAAAGCGAAUGACAAGAAAAUGGACAAGGGAAACCGAGAUAUUCCUAAGGACCCAUCUGAGGCGCUUCCUCCCGAGUCGGCUCGCGACCGAACGCCGUUCCCCAUAUCCCGAUCAUUCAUAAGUCAAUCUGUCCUCAGUGAGGAAUUUCGCGAUGAAAUCUGGUUUCGAAUCAUGAAGCAGGGCAAAUCAGUGAGAGAAGUCAGCGUAGAUAUGGGCGUUGAGAUGAGUCGUGUAGGUGCAGUCGUUCGCUUGAAAGAGGUGGAGCUGGAGUGGAAACGCAUUGGGAAACCAUUGGCGACGCCAUACGCAAAAGCGGUCAUGUCAAUGCUUCCCAAAACAGGCUUUGCCGAGGAUGCCGCGUCUGAGCGAUCUCUCCCUGAACGAAAACUAUUCUCAAAACCCAAGCGUCUAAUGAGUGACGAGGAAAGGAAGAAGCUUAGGGCCGCGAAUCGAGAACAAAGGGCGAUCGAGGCGCGCGGCAUCGAGGGUAGAAAUUUCGCUCGACAUGAGUCGAUCAACGACCUUCCCGUACAUUCCAAGACGGGACAGCAAAUCUUCCACCCUACCUCUGAGUCCAGGCAGUUCACCCGUGCCGAUGCCGCAAAGGUAUUCGAUGAGAGGCUUCUCCCUGCCGACGAUCGAAUACCGCAUCCUGAAAUGGUUGUUCGGCAGCGAGAGUUGGUGGAAGGCUUAAGUGACGAGGAAAGAAUGGAGAAGGCACAACUUCGAGCAGCGAAGGCCGAAAGCAAGAGGCUGGCGGAGGUAGCCAAGCAGGUUGCAAAGGACUCCAAGACUAAGAGAGUCGAAACCCCUCGAUGGGAAUUCAGAUUUACCGAAGCUAAUGUCGAGGAUGCGGGCAAGACUGGAAGAGGUCACAAAGGUGUUGGAUGGCGGUAUGGAGUACCGUUGUAUGAUCGCAACAAGGGAUUGGUCAAGAUACCACAGUCGGUGGAGUAA